Messenger RNA from Limanda limanda (common dab), 669 nucleotides. It is a transcript of the gene lhfpl5b, whose product is annotated as LHFPL tetraspan subfamily member 5b. Gene Ontology annotation, cellular component: plasma membrane. Lineage: Eukaryota; Metazoa; Chordata; Actinopteri; Pleuronectiformes; Pleuronectidae. The transcript is spliced from 2 exons. The record is from RefSeq and is a predicted model, not a curated record. Gene Ontology annotation, biological process: sensory perception of sound; detection of mechanical stimulus involved in sensory perception. Bases 1 to 669 code for a protein of 222 amino acids.
AUGGAUCUUCUUCCAGCGCAGGAAGCGGCAAAGAUCUACCACACCAACUACGUGAGGAACUCCCGGGCCAUCGGCGUCAUGUGGGCAGUGUUCACCAUCUGCUUCGUCAUCAUCACGGUGGUGGUGUUCAUCCAGCCCUUCUGGAUCGGGGACAGCGUCAACACGCCGCAGGCCGGAUACUUCGGCCUCUUCCACUACUGCAUCGGCAACGCGCUCACGUCGGAGCUCAUAUGUAAAGGCAGCAUGCUGGACUUCGCCUCCAUCCCCUCGCCUGCCUUCAGGACCGCCAUGUUCUUCGUGGGCACCUCCAUGCUGCUGGUGGUGGGCACCAUGGUCUGUUUCAGCCUCUUCUUCUUUUGCAACGCGGGGAACGUCUACAAGAUCUGUGCGUGGAUGCAGCUGGCUUCAGCCGUGUUGAUGGUAAUGGGCUGCAUGAUCUACCCGGACGGCUGGGACUCUCCGGAGGUGAAGAGGAUGUGUGGCCAGAGGACGGAUAAGUACAGCCUGGGGAACUGCACGGUGCGCUGGGCCUACAUCCUGGCCAUCAUCAGCAUCCUGGACGCCCUCCUCCUGGCGUUUCUCUCCUUCACCCUCGGCAACCGACAAGACAAACUGCUGCCGGACGACUUCGAUAUGGACGGAGCAGGUGAGUUACUGCAAAACUGGUGA